AUGGCGAUGGUUUGCUACCCCGAGGUUCAGUUGAAGGCACAGGCUGAAAUCGACCAAGUGCUCGGCGGCGACCAACUCCCCGUGUUGGAAGAUUACAGCAGUCUUCCUUAUCUCAACGCGCUCAUCAAAGAGGCAAGUAAACCCAACUGGCCCCUCCAUAGAUUCAGGCCUAUCAUCCCUACCGGGAUACCUCAUGUAGCAUCACGGGACACUCAAUACAAUGGCUUCGUGAUUCCUCAAGGUUCAAUUAUUUUCAUGAAUACAUGGGGGAUAUACCACGAUCCCGAACUCUUUGAUGACCCGGAAUCCUUCAUUCCUGAAAGAUACUUACUCUCCGAAUUCGGGACAAAACCUGGAGCGAACACCGAAGGUCUGCGUGAUAAUCUGCAUUUCGGCGCCGGCAGGCGUAUCUGCCCAGGCGCGGAGAUGGCGUCAAGAAACAUCGCAAUGAAUGCGAUCAACCUUCUAUGGGCGUUCAACUUUGGCAAGGACGCGUCUGGAACAUGUAGCAUGGGCCUGGAGAACUACCAUCCUGGAGUGGAAUUUGCACUGAAGCCUUUCACUUGCAAUAUGGAAGUACGGAGUGAGGCUCGGGCGUCGCUAAUCAGGCGGGCUUACGACGCCGCUGCACUGUGA
Messenger RNA from Pleurotus ostreatus (oyster mushroom), 636 nucleotides. RefSeq lists its product as uncharacterized. NCBI's taxonomy places the organism in Eukaryota, Fungi, Basidiomycota, Agaricomycetes, Agaricales, Pleurotaceae. The coding region runs from base 1 to 636 and encodes 211 amino acids. The record is from RefSeq and is a predicted model, not a curated record. Gene Ontology annotation, molecular function: heme binding; iron ion binding; monooxygenase activity. The transcript is spliced from 8 exons.